GAUCAUGGGUUCUUCUUCUAGAAAUUUGUAUGCAGGAAUAGGUGAAGGGCAAUCAACCACACGGCCACCUCUUUUUGAUGGAACCAAUUAUACAUAUUGGAAAGAAUGAAUGAGAAUCUAUAUUCGUUCCACGAACUUCCAAUUAUGGUUGGUUAUCAAAAACGGGGAAGAGGUACCAAUGAAGAAAGUCAGAGACAAGUUGAUCCCCAAGACCGAAGACGAGUUUGAUGCCGAGGACAUCAAAAAGGUCGAGAAUUAUGCAAAAGCAAUAAACAUGCUUUAUUGUGCCGUAAAUCCUGAUGACUACCGCAAGAUCUCUUGUUGCUCAACCGCCAAAGAGAUGUGGGAUAAACUUGAGGUGACGUACGAAGGAACGGACCAAGUACGUGAAGCCAAGAUUGACUUCCUCCCCCAAGAAUAUGAGAUGUUCAGGAUGAAGGAGCACGAGAAUAUCGAUGAUAUGUUCGACCGUUUUUCCAAGAUAGUCAACGUUCUUCAUGCAUUAAAGAAGACUUACACCGACAGGGAUCUUGUGCGAAAGAUCCUACGGAACUUGACAUCCGAAUGGCGAUCCAAGGCCGAUGCCAUGUAUGAGUCAAUCGGCACAUCAACUAUCACCAUCGACGGUUUAAGAGGUAAUUUAAAAACUUAUGAAUCUACUAUACUUAACCCAUCUUUGAAUGACCAGAGAAAAGGCAUAGCAUUAAAAGCCUCCAAAGAACCGACAAUGAAUAACUCAAGCGACGAAGAUGAAGUCAAGCUAAUCAUGAAGAAGUUUUGCAAACUUCUAAAGAAAGAGAAGGUUGAGGAUGGCCCUGUGUGCUAUGGAUAUGGUGAAGCCGGGCACAUCAAGAACAAAUGCCCGAAAAGCGGAAGGAAUGCUCGGCACUUCAAAAGGCAAAGGGCAUAUAUCUCUUGGGGUGGCGACUCUGGAGACGAGUCAACCGAUCAAGACGAGGAUGAAACUUCCAACCUCUGUCUCAUCGCGCACGAAGACCAAACCGACGAUGUACAAGAG
This is a messenger RNA of Cuscuta campestris, 1018 nucleotides long. The record is from the annotation of a GenBank genome assembly. Lineage: Eukaryota; Viridiplantae; Streptophyta; Magnoliopsida; Solanales; Convolvulaceae.